CUUUUAUAUAGAUUAUUGUAGAGAGUAUUAAAAUUAAUUUUAAUGUUAAUUUCAGUAAUAGAACAAAAUAAUGUCUGCAGUUUACACUCGAGUGAUUAUGUUACUGGAGAAAAGGGUUCCAGCAAAAAUGAUGCCAUUCUGGCAACAUCCAGCAGGUCCAAAAACAAUUCACUUCUGGGCACCUUUUUUUAAAUCAGGUUUAGUGAUUGCGGGUUUGUCAGACUUGAAACGUCCUGUUGAAAAGUUAAGCUUUUCUCAAUCAUUGUCGCUUGGUUUAACUGGUUGCAUCUGGAGCAGAUACUGCACUGUUAUUAUUCCCGUUAAUUGGUAUUUAUUUUCUGUGAAUCUAUUUCUUGGAGGUGUUGGUGCAACUCAGUGUUGUAGAGUUCUUUUGUAUCGACAAGAGUUAGAAAAGGAAGGAAAAGUUCUCCCGCCAUUGUUUUAAUAACUGUUUAAUUACUAGUACAAGACUAGCUCAACCGAAUUCUUAUGCAUAAUUAAAAUAUAACUUUUUUUAUAACAUUUUUAAAAAUAAAUUAGUUUGCAUUUUUUUUAUAAGUGAAAAUUUUUAAUAAUAGUUUAAUAAAUUGUAUUUACAUAAUUGUGUAAUGUUUUUAUACAAUGAGUUCUUUUUUUUAUGUUCGAUAUUUUAUUUAACAUUUAACUGAUCAGUCUGACUUUUAGCAUAAAAUUCUUCAUUUUUUCGCAGUAUAUUUAGGUUUUUUAAAGUUAUGAGUUUCUUAAUAAAAUCAUGUUUUAUGUCUUAUUUUUUGUUACUUUGAAAUAUUGUAAGAUAUAUUUUUAAAGUAUCAAGAAUAUUUGUAUUUA
Hydra vulgaris (swiftwater hydra) is the source of this 828-nucleotide messenger RNA. RefSeq names its product mitochondrial pyruvate carrier 2. Gene Ontology annotation, biological process: pyruvate import into mitochondria. Gene Ontology annotation, cellular component: mitochondrial inner membrane. The record is from RefSeq and is a predicted model, not a curated record. Lineage: Eukaryota; Metazoa; Cnidaria; Hydrozoa; Anthoathecata; Hydridae.